Messenger RNA from Canis lupus familiaris (dog), 4888 nucleotides. RefSeq names its product cytochrome P450 2F2-like. NCBI's taxonomy places the organism in Eukaryota, Metazoa, Chordata, Mammalia, Carnivora, Canidae. Bases 14 to 1723 code for a protein of 569 amino acids. The record is from RefSeq and is a predicted model, not a curated record. The transcript is spliced from 8 exons. Gene Ontology annotation, molecular function: heme binding; iron ion binding; oxidoreductase activity, acting on paired donors, with incorporation or reduction of molecular oxygen, reduced flavin or flavoprotein as one donor, and incorporation of one atom of oxygen. Gene Ontology annotation, cellular component: intracellular membrane-bounded organelle; cytoplasm. Gene Ontology annotation, biological process: xenobiotic metabolic process.
GAAGAUAGAGGUCAUGAUGUUCACCGCGCUGCUGCUGCUGCUGCUGCUGCUCCUGCUGCUGGCCCUAGCCAGGCGGAGUUGGGGUGCCCAGGGCACUCGGACUCAGGGGGCCCUACCCCCGGGGCCGACGCCUCUCCCACUGCUUGGGAACUUGCUGCAGCUGGAGUCUCGACGCCUGGACCGUGCGCUCAUGGAGCUCUCUGGCCGCUGGGGCCCAGUGUUCACCGUGCGGCUGGGCCCGCGCCCUGCAGUGGUGCUGUGCGGCUACUCGGCGCUGCGGGACGCACUAGUGCUGCAGGCGGACGCCUUCUCCGGCCGCGGGGCCAUGGCGGUCUUCGAGCGCUUCACUCACGGAAACGGCAUCGUGUUUUCCAACGGGCUGCGCUGGCGGACGCUGCGCAAUUUUGCUCUGGGAGCACUUAAGGAGUUCGGACUGGGAACGCGGACCAUAGAGGAGCGCAUCCUGGAGGAGGCGGCUUGUCUGCUUGGCGAAUUUCAAGCCACCACUGGAGCACCGUUCGACCCCCGGCGGCUACUAGGUAAUGCUGUAUCUAACGUUAUCUGUUCCGUGGUCUUUGGGAACCGCUAUGGCUAUGAGGACCCAGAGUUCCAGAGACUCCUGGACCUCUUCAAUGACAACUUCCGCAUCAUGAGUUCCAGAUGGGGCGAGAUGUACAACGUUUUCCCCACCCUCCUUGACUGGCUCCCGGGCCCACACCACCGAAUCUUUCAAAACUUCACGGAACUUCGUGUCUUCAUCUCUGAGCAAAUCCAGCGGCACCAGCAGACGCGACAGCCUGGGAAGCCCCGCGAUUUCAUCGACUGUUUCCUCGAUCAGAUGGAUAAGGAGCAGAAUGACCCUGAGAGCCAUUUCCAGGAAGAGACGCUGGUAAUGACGACGCACAACCUUUUCUUCGGUGGCACAGAGACCACGAGCACCACUCUGCGCUACGGGCUCCUCAUUCUGCUUAAGUACCCAGAGGUGGCAGCCAAAGUGCAGGCCGAGCUGGAUGCUGUGGUAGGUCAGUCGCGCACCCCAAGGCUGGGGGACCGUGAGCACCUGCCCUACACCAACGCCGUGCUGCAUGAGAUUCAGCGCUUCAUCAGUGUGCUGCCAUUGGGGCUGCCACGUGCCCUCACGCGUGACACCCACCUGCAUGGCUACUUCCUGCCCAAGGGUACCUUUGUGAUUCCUCUGCUUGUGUCUUCACAUCGGGACCCCACCCAAUUCAAAGACCCAGACUGCUUCAACCCCACGAAUUUCCUGGACGACAAGGGCGAGUUUCAGACCAAUGAUGCCUUCAUGCCCUUUGCCCCAGGUCUGGGCCAGGAGGGAGGGGACAAGGCUGGGCAGGCCCCAGGGUGCCUGGUUCCCACCCUGCAUCCCUGUGUCCUCAGGAAAGAGGAUGUGCCUGGGAGCAGGCCUGGCGCGAUCGGAGAUCUUCCUCUUCUUUACCGCCAUCCUGCAGCGGUUCUGUUUGCUCCCAGUGGGGAACCCUGCCAACAUCGACCUCAGCCCACAGUGCACUGGCCUGGGCAACAUCCCCCCAGCCUUCCAGCUCCGUCUGGUGGCCCGCUGAGGGCAGGCUUAGCUGCCCUCUGUUCACUGGCUCCCAGACCUCCUUACCCCGUCUGGUCAAUAAAGGCCCUUAACUGCAGAUGGACGGGUCUCCUUACCAGUAAGUGGAAGCAGGAGAAUCAGAGGAUUGCAGCUCUGAGGUAAACUUUUAUUUCUUUCUUGGCUGACAGGACUCUUCACGCCCAUGCUCCUCCUGGCACCUUUUCUCCUGCCCACACAGUGGCAGCCUAGUCCACAGGUGCCAUGGCCACAGGGGUUGGGGAGUCACUUCACAUUCCAGGCUGGAGGAGUGGGGGGCUUGGGGCUACUGUCCCCCCAACAAACCUUUGCCAGCAAGAGGCCAUGACACCCCCAACCCCCAAUCCUGCAUCCUGGUGGGAGGUGGCAAUGCCUCCUUCCAACUCUCCACAUAAGAGGAGCACAACCAGACAGGGCAAGCCACAGGGCCCCAGCUCCAGUGAUGGCAGCUCCCGACACUGGCCCCUGCCCGGGUCACCACCUCAGCCCCCAACCCAGGGCAGCAGAGGUUUCUCCUCCUCCUUGGUCCUCAGCGUCAGACGGAGCCCUCCACACCAGGCAGGACAGAGGCAAAGCUGGAAGCAGCAGCGGUGGCAGAAAAGGAGCAGGCACCAAGACUGGUGGGCUGCUGGGCCUGCAGCACGGGGCCAAAGGCUCUCCCGAAGUCAGGGCAAGCUGUCUGUCCAUGCAGCUCUGGGGCUGGCCCCUAGGUGGGCGUGGUCGGCUGUGACACGGGUACUUGCACACCUUUCUGUCCAGAUGCUAGGGGUGAGACAAGGAGACAGUCAUGAGGGAAGGGACACAGAGGCCAAGAAAAACAUGGAAAUAUGGAGAGGACCACAAGGGAUGGGGCUCAUGCCAGGGGUCCCAGGAGAAAGGGCUGUCUAGGGGAGAUGGGCAGAGGGGAGGAAAAAAAAAAAAAGACUCACAAAAUGUAGGAAGAGAAUGAUAAAGCGAAUAAAGGGACUUGAGGCCUUGUGAGGUACACAGACUAUAGGAAGGGCCUGAGAGAAGGGAUGCCAUUUGGGAAGCAGGUACCUAGCUGAUACUUGUCUUUGGCCGCUGCCCGCUCCUUAGCAUCAAAAUACCAGACAGUGAUGGCGUACCUGGGGACCAGAGCAGCCCCAAAGGGCAGUUAGGGAUCACUGUUCAAUUCCAGCCACCACCUCCACGAUGACACUGCAGUCCACCCUUCUGAGCUUGGUUCUAUUCCCGCCUAGGCCCCUCUCAGCACUUCACUUCCUAGCCACUCCUGGGGUCUGACAAGACUUUGUUGGCACAGAGCAGGACACCUGAGCACAUCCCCACAAGUAUCCGUCAUACCUGGUGGCAUAGGCUGGUUUCACCUCAUGAGGGUUCCGCCGAUCAGACCAGAAAAUGAGCAACCGAUCAAAGAGUGGUUCGAUGUUGGCAACCACAGGCCGGCCCUCAGGGAAGAUCUGCAGCAGGCCGCCAUGCACCUGAGGGCAGGCCAGAGGAUGAGGCAGGAAGCUGGCUGGUCCAGCCUGGAGCUUCUGCCUUGCCCUCUGGAGCCCAUGCUCUGGAUGCCGCAGCUGCUCAUAUCACUCCCUCCCACCACUCAGGCUCUUAAUAGUGAGUGACAGCCCAGAGUCUGCAUCACCAAGGAGCAGGGUAGGAAGCUACUAGAGACAGGAAAAGGGAUUGGGGGGUGCUGCCAGCAGCCGGUCAGCUGGAGACAAGGAGGCCCACUUCCCAGGAAGAACCAGCCAGCAGGCUGGCUGCACUGCCCCGUUGUGGCUGAGAACAGGAAUGGGAGAAUGCUAGAAACUGAGCUGGGAGUGCAAAAAGGAGUGCAUGCAACCACCUCACCCUGAUCCCCACCCUCACUCCCACUCCCACCCCCUACCUUGACGUCCCAGUUCUGAUUCAGGUAAUAGAUACAGGUGAUGCAGCGCCCAUCGCCGUGGGGAUUGUCAACAUGCCUCACGUACCCCAGCCCGUUGCCUGGGUAACACGCCACCAUAGCCUGGCAGAGACAGAUGGGAAUGGGUUUACGGGGCUAGGCAAGGACGUUUGGGGAAGCAGCCAUUACCUCCUCUCUCACCCCUCCCAGCCCCUUCUCUCUCCCUGGACACUGCCAAAGGCUUCUCCAGGCGCCAGACCUUCAUCAGCCAAGCCACCAUCUACCAGAAACAGCUCUUGGGCCUUGAUAGCCCACUACAUGACUGCACAUGAGGACACUUUUGUAUUUUCAAAUUGUCAUCACCAAAGAAAAGGUGGUGGUCAUUACACACACACACAUACACACACACACCCGUGCACAUUGCACCCCAGAUCCUGGCACCCAGAUGGGGCUCAAUGAGUAACUCAGGGUUUUAUUUUUUAAAGAUAACCCAACCUCCCCCUACUUCAGACCCAUCAGAAUAAAACCAGUGUACAUAUUUUCUGGUAAGGAGGGAUGUGGCCUCAUAGCCCUGCACCAGGGGUUCUUCACCCUGGCUUCAGUAUGGGAUCACCUGGGAUGCUGAUGCCCAGGCCCAUCUCACAUUCAGAAAUACCUGAUCUAAGGUAGAACCUGGAAUUUUUAAAGGUUCCCCAAAUAAUUCUAAUGUGCAGCAAUGCUGAGAACUGUUGCCCUUGACUACAAAGAAUCCCCACUAAAUAACUUCUGUGAAUCCUACAAACAAGUACCAAAACCGUGAAUGUGACUAAAACCUGACCCUCUAGCCCCCACUCCAAGGAUAACUGCUGGGUAGUUCUUGACCGUCCCAUCACCUGAAUGGGCCGCAAACGCCUCAUCCAUUAAAUAGACUAAUAAACACCUCCUCUGAGAACAGCCCUCUGGAGAUUCCUGACUCCCCCAGACCGUGGCCAGUGUGUGUACAGGUCUAGCCGCAGGGUUCUGACUUCCUCUCCCUGCUGGCUGCCAUCCCCCUGGACUAUGUGGAGGCCUGGGCCUCAGCUGCUCAUGGGGCCUGUUUUUCAUCGGGGAGCCAACAGAAAAGUGGAUGUGGGGUGAGGGAAAGGGUCCAGGCGUUCCUUCAGCCCUAACUCCCAGGUUCAAGGCCCAGGGCAGCCACAUCGGCUGUAACAUCAUGCUGGAGACUUUGCUUCCGGUCUCCGGUUCCUCAUCUGUGAAAUGGAGCUGAUAAACUAUUUCCCAGGCAGUUGUGGGAAUUGAGUACGACAAACGUUUGGGAAGGCACCAAGCACAGUGCCUGCCAUGUGACUGAAAGCCAAAGCGCAGGCUGAAAUGAUGUUUAAAAAAAAAAAAAAAGUCCUUGUUCUACUCUUUGUCUAAGCCACUUGGGAGGGCUGCAUAAGGCCAAA